This is a messenger RNA of Ixodes scapularis (black-legged tick), 930 nucleotides long. RefSeq names its product protein ALP1-like. The record is from RefSeq and is a predicted model, not a curated record. The transcript has 4 exons. Bases 1 to 930 code for a protein of 309 amino acids. NCBI's taxonomy places the organism in Eukaryota, Metazoa, Arthropoda, Arachnida, Ixodida, Ixodidae.
AUGUUACUCCAGUUUCAUUUCCGGAGAGGACACAACACAAUUUCCACCAUCGUGCACGAGGUCUGCCUAGCCAUCUACAGUGCUCUGAAGGAUGACUUCCUGAAGGUACGCAGCACUCGUGCUGAAUGGAAACAGAUCGCACAGAAGUACGAAGACCUCUGGCAGUUCCCUCACUGCGUUGGGGCGUUAGAUGGGAAACAUGUUGCCCUGAUGCCACCUCACGACUCCGGAGCUCAGUUCCGGAACUACAAGGGCUUUUUUAGCAUUGUGUUGAUGGCACUGGUGGAUGCGGAGCUGAACUUCGUCUUUGUGGAUGUGGGCCGCAAUGGCCGAAUGAACGAAAGUGGCAUCUGGGGCGCCUGCAAGCUCAAAGAGGCACUGGAGAAGGAGCCAUCCAUCCUUCCUGAUGCCCAAGUGCUUCCACGAUCAACACAAGCAGCACCCUAUGUGAUUGUGGGGGAUGAAGGUUUUGGCCUGAAGCCUUACCUAAUGAGGCCACACCCUGCUGCAGAGCUCACUACAGAGAAGCGGUUGUUCAACUACAGGCUGUCACGUGCUCGACGCACAUCGGAGAACGCAUUUGGCGUGCUCGCCAAUCGAUGGCAGAUAUAUAGGUCUCCCCUGCGUCAUGAUCCCAAGCGAGCCACCGACAUUGUGCUGGCCACUGUGGCACUCCACAACUUUCUCCGGUCGAAAAGGACGACGCGACAGCUCUACACUCCUUCAGACAGCUUGGAUGUUGAGGACAUCCUGACCGGGAAUGUGCGCAAUGGCUCAUGGAGACAGGGUGUGAGCCCAGCUGGAGCAAUGCGGCAGUUCCGGAGAGGUGGGAGCAACUGCAGUGACUAUGCCAAGGCAGUUCGGAACCUCUACACGAACUACUUCGUCAACGAGGGACAAGUGAGCUGGCAGUGGCGAUCGAUCACUUAA